AUGGCAGGGCCUGAAUCAACUAAACAGACCGCAGCUACAAACGCCAAGGUUCAGGCUCAGCCAACAAAACCAGGGGUUCGCAGGUUUGUUGGAGUCCGGCAAAGGCCCUCGGGCAGAUGGGUGGCAGAAAUCAAGGACUCAUCUCAACGUGUGAGACUAUGGUUAGGAACAUAUGAUACACCAGAAGAAGCUGCCAGAGCCUAUGAUGAAGCGGCUCGAGCCCUACGUGGGGAAAAUGCUCGAACCAAUUUUGCCUCCGUUCAUCCUUCGAUCCAAUCGGGUUCCUCCCCUUCUAAUGGAGGUUUCAUAUCUGAGUCAGAUUAUCAGCGCCCUGGAUUUAGCUUCUCUACCUUGAAGGCCAAACUGAGCAAGAACCUACAAAGUAUCAUGGCUAGGAAUUCAGAAAAUAAUAAGUCAACAAAAAGUAGAGUGAGUGAUCACUGCACUUUUGCUAGUAUAUUCCACUUCAGGAGCUACCAAUACCAAAGCUUCAUGAGCAUAAAGAACAUUGAAAAAGUUGUGCAACCUAGCAUCAUCGUGCCCCAUGUAGCAGACGAGCCAACAUCUUGGGAAAGCUCUAGUGUUUCUGAUUGUAGCAGUGAAUGGAUCGGGUUCCGGCAACCUGGGGUGGAUUCAGAUGGGUCAGAUAUUGGAGAAGUUAGCGUUGGAGAUCAUGGGUUCAUGGAUCAAAUGACCGGGUGGAUUGAUGGCCCAGAAAUUAGUGCCAGCCAUGAAGGUUCGAGGAGUAAGAGGUUCAAGGUUUCUUCUUCUGUUGUGGUUCCUCCAACCUUUAGUGGGUCUCCACCAAAUCUGUGA
Messenger RNA from Mangifera indica (mango), 816 nucleotides. Its product is annotated as ethylene-responsive transcription factor ESR2-like. Gene Ontology annotation, biological process: regulation of DNA-templated transcription. Bases 1 to 816 code for a protein of 271 amino acids. Gene Ontology annotation, molecular function: DNA-binding transcription factor activity; DNA binding. Lineage: Eukaryota; Viridiplantae; Streptophyta; Magnoliopsida; Sapindales; Anacardiaceae. The record is from RefSeq and is a predicted model, not a curated record. The transcript has a single exon.